CAAAACGAAUCAAGCUCCGAUACAGCGCUUUAUUAUGAAGCUUCGGGGUAUUGUGUUGAACGUAACAUCACCAUAUAGCGCUAUAUAUUUGCACCUUUUCAGGCGUUUGCCGACGGAAAUAGACAUAUAGCAGGCAACAAUGUAGCCUACAUAUGUUAAAUGAAGACUUGUGAAUGUAUGAAUCAAUUUAACAACCGAUGUAUUAGCCUAAUCUAUUUAUGUUUCAUUUUACCAGACCUGCACUUCCUACCACAGAAGAAUAACCCCUCUUGUGAAGCUUCUCCUACAAACAAUUCAUUAAUAAAUGCUGGACAAUUCACAUCAGCCUAGAAGUGAAGAAGGCAGAGCUUAAGAAAGAAGAGAGAACAUGAAUGAACCCUGUCGAAUAAAACAAGAAGAUACUGAAGAACAAGACCUGAAGGGAGAAAUCAAGGAAAGUGAAGAAAUUGCUGAAGCGGAGGAGAAACACAAAAUCAAAUCCGUAAUAAAGUCUUCGAGCCACUCACCGAAAAGAAAAGGCCAAAAAAACUUUACCUGCUCUCAGUGUGGAAAGCGUUUCUUAUACAAACAAAGUCUGAAACAUCACAUGAGAAUCCACACGGGAGAGAAGCCGUACACAUGUGAUCAAUGCGGGAAGUGUUUCGCACAGAGAGGAGGCCUUAAAUAUCACAUGAAAAUCCACACUGGAGAGAAGCCGUACACGUGUGAUCAGUGCGGGAAGAGUUUCACACAUGCCGACAGUUUUAAAUUACAUCUGCGUUGUCAUUCUGGGGAGAGGCCUUAUAACUGUGAUCAGUGUGGAAAAACAUUUAUUAGGGUAGCUUCCCUGAAGAGGCAUCUGAAAGUUCAUACGAAGGAGAAGCCUUAUGUUUGUUCUCUGUGUGGAAAGGGUUUUAGUCAGACGGGCGCUUUAAAUACGCACCAGAUAAGGCACAGCGGUGUGAAGAAUCAUAUGUGCUUUGAUUGUGGAAAAUCCUUUGUUAGAGAUGCUGAACUGAAACAGCACCAGAAAACUCACACUGGAGAAAAACCUUUCAAGUGCUCACACUGUGACAAGAGAUUCAGUCAGAUGGGACAUCGGAAAAUACACGAGAGGAUCCACACUGGAGAGAAGCCUUUCUCAUGUGAGCAGUGCGGGAAGAGUUUUACACAUCCAAACACUCUUAGAUUACAUCUCCUUUCUCAUUCUGGAGAAAGACGGUAUAACUGUGAUCAGUGCGAUAAAACGUUUGUUAAGGCAGUAUGCCUGAAGGCCCACAGGAAAGUUCAUUUAAAGGAGAAACCUUACAAGUGUUCACUGUGUCAAAGGGGUUUUACUCAGCUGGGUGCUUUAAAAUUACACCAGAAAAGACACAGCGGUGUGAAAGAUUAUGUGUGUUUUGAAUGCGGAAAGACCUAUAUUACAAACGCUGAAUUGAAACUGCACCAGCGGACUCACACUGGAGAAAAACCUUACACGUGUUCACACUGUGACAGGAGAUUCAGUUGGUUAGCAUCUCUGAAAAUACAUGAGAGGAGCCACACUGGAGAGAAGCCGUAUCACUGCGCCUCAUGUGGGAAGAGCUUUAGUAAAUUAGCUUCUCUACACAGUCAUACAAGAGGAAAAUGUCCAGUGGAAGAAAGGCUUCCUUCCAUAUCAAUCUUUCCUAACCAGUUGCAGUGAGUGUCUGGACAAAGAACCAUGAAAGUUUUCCCAGUGAACAAGUGUAAGGUUCAGAUCAACAAAAAGAGGCUAUCGCAUAUUUAAGUGAGUCAUGUGUCUGAUAUAUAUAUAAAUUAUAUAACUGUAAAUAUUAGACGACCUUGUUCUUCAUCCUGCUUGUGUUUAUGUGCUUAGAUCAUCUCGUUCUUUCCACUCAAGUCUAUUUACCAAAUGCAGGUGCAAUAUACUGUUUUUCUACCAUAUAAUGCAAUAUGAUGGCUGGAUAAUAGACAAAGUUCUGAUGU
Messenger RNA from Cyprinus carpio (common carp), 1947 nucleotides. RefSeq lists its product as uncharacterized. NCBI's taxonomy places the organism in Eukaryota, Metazoa, Chordata, Actinopteri, Cypriniformes, Cyprinidae. Gene Ontology annotation, biological process: negative regulation of transcription by RNA polymerase II; regulation of cytokine production; regulation of immune system process. The record is from RefSeq and is a predicted model, not a curated record.